AUGCGAAUUGGUUCAAAGGCUCGCAGUAAUUUGCAGUCUUCUUUUGUUCCGCAAAUCGGUGUGAACGCUCGUAAUAAUUCGCAACCCUUGUUUAUACUUGUUUUGGAGUCCCCUGUCUUUCCAAAACAAGGGGGAUCAUCAUCAAAAGAACCUCAGCAACCUUUGAAGACCAAUACUAGUACAUUUGGUAAUGAUGAGCAAAAACCCAAAGUAUCCAAUGAAGCGAAGGAUAAUGUAGCUUUGGGUUCAAAAGGAAAAGAAAAAAUUUUAAGUGAUGAGCCCAUUGUCGAUAAUAGUGAAGUAGAAGAGUCGGAUGAAAACGAGGUCAAAAGACGAAAGGCUCAAGAGGCUGAAAUGGAUGAACAUCAAAGUCUCAAUUGGGAAGCUGAAGCGAAAGACAUGAAUUGGUUAGAACCUAUAACCUCUUUUGAUUUGGAGAAUUCGCAGAUUUCUCAAUUUGACAUGCCUAUCACUCCGCGAGCAUUCCUCUUUCGUAGUUUUGACGUAAUUGCAAAUGCUCCUGCAACAGAUGAGAAUGUUGAUAAUUCUUUAAUGGAGUUUUACAUAUCCCAUGCCAAGCCUUAG
Molecule: messenger RNA, 585 nt
Organism: Lactuca saligna
Lineage: Eukaryota; Viridiplantae; Streptophyta; Magnoliopsida; Asterales; Asteraceae
Source: the annotation of a GenBank genome assembly